UUUUGGUCUUAAAGUUUACUCUUACUUUUGGUCUACAUAUAUAUAUUUAUAAUUUUUUUUUGUGAAAAUAAUCCUAGGAUAUUGUUUUCUAAUUUGCACAUGUCACAUUUUUUUGCACUUUUCUGACCCUUUUACCCAUGUACCUACAGUAUGGAAAGGACACAAAGAGAGAGGGUAUGUCAGAGGAGGAGCUGUUGUCAAAGAAGUCUGAUACAGAAAACAUUCAGCAGAACCUGUUGCUCCCUAGAGGUAUUCCAGAGGUUCGCCACCGUGCUUCGUACCAGGUGAGAAUCUAUAAGGCAGAAGACUUACCUAGGAUGAAGUCUGGGUUGAUGGCUAAUGUGAAGAAAGCCAUGACUGGAGAUGACAGGCCCUCAGUUAGUCCUUAUGUUCAGGUCUCAUUUGCUGGACAAACAGGCCGUACUUCUGCAGACAAGUCUACCUAUGACCCUGCUUGGAAUGAGCAGGUGGUGUUCACGGAUCUGUUCCCCCCUCUCUGCCAGAGGAUUAAGGUUCAGCUGCGGGAUGAUGACAUGGUCCUGGACUCUGUGAUAGGGACACACUAUGUUAAUAUGAACCAUAUAUCAAGCAGGGGAGCCAAAGGGUUCAUGCACACAUUUGGUCCAUGCUGGGUCAAUCUGUAUGGCUCUCCCAGGGGUUACAUGCUCACUGACAGCCAUGACUACUUGAAUGAUGGGAUAGGUGAAGGUGUUGCCUAUAGGGGGCGCCUGCUUAUUGCAGUGAAAGUUGAAAUCCUAGGAAAUUCGGAGUCCAGUCCAUUGCAAGUGACACGUGAAGCUACAAUGCCAAUUUCUGAGAAUGCAGCAGGUGUUAAAAUGGAAUACUUUCUCUGGGGUACUAUUUUGGAAGCAACAAUGAUUGAUAAGAAGUUUGCAGACAAGUUUGUUUCAUUUGAACUAAGUAUGGGUAACUAUGGCAAUUCCAUAGAUGGAAAACAUUUCUACAGACACACAUCUCUGGAUGAACAUGCACAAGAAGAACCUCAACAGGAGACUGAGGAAAUGGUGCUCAACCAGACACCACCAAUGAAACCCCAUAGUAGAGGGAAAAAUUACUACCACAUACCCUUUCAUGAGAAAAAGCCGUGUUUGUAUGCUAAAACCAGAUUUGAAGACCAGCGACAGAGGUUACAGCGCACUAAUGUUCUGAAUGCAAUGGUGGAAUCUCUAGAAGAUGAACUGAAAGAGGUUCAGCAUCUCCUGGACCAUGAAGAACCAGGGGGCAAACGUAUGCGCCGUGCUCUGAGUCAUUUUGCUAACAGCUGUAGCCAGUUUUGUAACUCUAUCCAUGGACAGGCAGCAAGAGCAACAUCGGGAAAAACCAAAUUAGACAAGGAAAGACUGAAAAUGCUGGAAAGAAAGAUUAGUAAAUUUGGAACAGAGGCAAGGCAACUCAAGGCAGGUAUCAAAUCAGUUGAAGACACUGAAAAAGUUUUAGAAGCUAUGAAGAAAUCCAAACAGAUGUUGAAGAAAGUCAAGGACAUUUCAGAAGAGCCACAGCAUAGCAUUCCUGAUGUGUUUAUUUGGAUGAUCGUAGACAAAAAACGUAUAGCCUACUGCAGAAUAGAUUCUAAAACAAUCCUACACUCUGCUGCAGAAGAAGAGAUGGGCAGAUAUUGUGGGAAAGUUCAUACUAGAUUUCUUAGGGGCUCCAAGAACAGGCAGGCAGUAAUUGCCCUCAUAUUUUGCACAAUGUGGUGUCAGUUUGCUCAGAAAAUGAUGUCCUGA
Molecule: messenger RNA, 1748 nt
Organism: Lingula anatina
Lineage: Eukaryota; Metazoa; Brachiopoda; Lingulata; Lingulida; Lingulidae
Product: otoferlin
Biological process (GO): plasma membrane organization
Cellular component (GO): membrane
Source: RefSeq, a predicted model, not a curated record